AUGACUAUUGUUAUUCAUAAUACGAAGCUUUUUGGCGGGGGUAGGACAGACAAGCAUUUACCUCAAACGCUGCGCGUUAGUGAAGUUGUAGAGUAUUACCGCUGGAAUUUGGUGGUGAACGCCGAAGACGUCAUGACGAAGGAGGAGUAUUCCGUUAAUAUCCCCAUCAUUCCUAUGGGCAUGGUCAAGAAUAAAAACGCGUAUUGGAAAAAAAUACGGCAGGCGGCCGAGGAUGAGAAGCAGACUAUCCUGCAGGCUUGUGGCAAGGUUCCGCCUGAGUUGGCAGCCUCACAGAAGGGCAUAGCCGUCCCAACAUACACCGGCAAAAUGGCAAGGUUCCGCCUGAGUUGGCAGCCUCACAGAAGGGCAUAG
Eimeria mitis is the source of this 372-nucleotide messenger RNA. RefSeq lists its product as uncharacterized. The record is from RefSeq and is a predicted model, not a curated record. NCBI's taxonomy places the organism in Eukaryota, Apicomplexa, Conoidasida, Eucoccidiorida, Eimeriidae.